Pocillopora meandrina is the source of this 2784-nucleotide messenger RNA. Lineage: Eukaryota; Metazoa; Cnidaria; Anthozoa; Scleractinia; Pocilloporidae. The record is from the annotation of a GenBank genome assembly.
GAUCUUUUUGUCGGUUGGAUCAAGGGAUUUGGAGCACUAACAAAGGAAGAAGGUAGGCAGCGUAAACUGUGCUGUGACUUUCCUGUGUCCGGUCCUCGAAAAAAACUCAUUUCACACUCAAAUAUUAAUAAAACCUAGUAAUGCAAAUAGUCUUUCAGGAAUAAUCCGUAAUUAUUGUUGCGCGUGUUUCUUGGCCGAUCCAUUAGUUCUGAAAAAAGCUUUAGAAUAACGUCCGGGCCACUACAAAUUUUAACUAAUACUUGCUGAUUUCCAGUCUAAGAGAAUGAUUUAGCAAAAAGAAAUAAGGGAGUUCGAACAGCACGAGCUACAUAACACUGGCUCUGCUCUCACGGAACCUGGGCUUUUUUAGUGUAAUGUUAAGAAAACUGUUGUAUUCCUUUUGAGUUUUUUUUUUUACCAAGAGUUCUUGUCUUUUAAUUGAGUAAAAAGAAAUCAAUAUACUUACAACGAAAAAAUGCCUAUCUAUUCGUUAAGACAAGGGCAGCUGUCUGGUACUUAAAGUUAAUUUAAUCUCACACUGUAGAGCUUUCGAGCUCUAAUAAGAUGCAGUUCUAUAGAACCUCACUAUAUUUUUAACAUUUGUGUUUCUUGAAACUCAGUUAACAACAACAAACAAUUUUGAUUCUUUUGAUCAUCAUAGGGAGUUAUAUAUCGCUGACGGUUGAUGCACCUCGAGUUAGGCGUUAAAAAGUUCUAGAUCAUCAUUUGAAAUUUGUGUCUCGUUCAUCCUCAAACAUCUUCGCACGAUUUUUGUGAUUAUCUUCUACUAAUAUAGCAUUUUUCACGCCAUUAAGCCCUUAUUGUAGGGGUUUGCAUCAUCAUAAAGCUUAUUUAAGAUUACUAAGCAAUUAGGAAAUGAGUGGGCAGUGGAAAAUAUCCUCGGGAAAAAUUAACGCCCUACUUUGUGGCACCUUUCACAAUUUUAUUAUUUUUUUUUUUUUGCUCUCUCGGUCUAAUUUUUAGCAUAACUUAAUGGCCCAAAUACAAAGCGUAUAGCCGUUUUCAUUUGUUUGACUUGGCACGACUUAACGGUGUCGAUAUUUUGAAAAAUUCUUAAUAUCUUUUGUUAGUUGGAUGAAAACUGUGAUGUACUUCUUUAAUGUCGCUUAAGAAGCCAUAUCGUCAUUUGUACUGUAAAAUCUAAAUAACAAAAAAAAAGGACAUAUUGGCCAUUUUAAACAGUUGGUCACUGAGUGGUUGAGUAAGAAAAGAAUGAGGUCAAGCCUACGUUAAAACUGAGAAAGAGAGAGAAAGAGAGAGAGAAUGUGUGUCGCACAUAAUCAUUGCAUGAUGCUCAACUCAUUUUCGUAAAACAAAUCAAGUAAGCGUCACUCAGGUGGGCAAAUAAUUCAACAGACUUUAUGCCUACGGCCUGGCGGUUACCCUGGUUUCAGCGGCGUAUUCGAGAAGAAUUAAUUUUAAUCUUGAAUUGUUGAUUUUUAGCUUUGAAUAAGCAAGGAGCGAGUACGAGCAAAGCCACUCGUUUCAAGUAGUUUCUGAUCCCAAGCGGAAUUUAAUUUUUGGACAAUGACUCAACAGGUAAGGGCAAAGUGAAAAAAUCUGGUUGCCAAAUUUUGGAUGUAGUCUGCGUAAAAUUUACAGCCUAAAGGUGUUGUGUUUUCUUUCCUCUUGACUCAUUAGGUGAAAAUGGCUUCUGAUAUCGACUCGGUCGAAGAACUGCUUCGAAAAUGUCCAGAUAUCCAUGCUCAAUUCAACUUCACAGCACUAAGAGAGCUCAAUAACUCCAAUAAAGUGUUACCCUGUCUUUUGGGUAAUUUUUCCCUUUGUUUAAACCUCUUGGAUAAGGCAAGUACCAGCCCGCCGAAGGCAAAGACGACGAGCGUGUUGCCAUAUAAUCUACCUGUUCUCAUUACGUACUUUGUACUAGUUGCAGUAUUCGGUUUGAUUGUCAACUUGUGUGUAAUUGGUACAAUUUGCCGCGUUCGUAGACUGUGGACGAUUACAAACGCAUUUGUCUUAUCUCUGGCUAUGGCCGACUUCUUCAUGGCCAGUGUCCUUGUUCCGUUGAAUAUCUGGUGCCAGUAUUACCCCGGUCAAAACGCCUCCACAGCUAAGGACACGUUGUUUCCGUUAUUAGGCGCUGCGUCACUUCUCAACCUGGCCGGCGUUACGCUGGAACGCUUCAUGUCCAUUUCAUACCCGUUUAGGUACGACGCGUUCCUGAAUCGUUUUCGCGCCACAGUCAUCAUUGCUGCCAUAUGGCUGGUAUCGAUAUUCCAGGCCCUCCUCAUCUUUGCUUUUAAAGACGAAAAUGGUAGAACUCCAAAACUUUACGAAGUCCUGCGAUUCGCCCUGGUGUUCGGUCUACCAUGUUUGUGUAUCUUGCUGGUAAACAUAAAAAUUUACUACGUAGCACGGCAGCAUGCGAGACAAAUCAAUGCAUCGAACCCAAACGGGCAAAGCGGCACAAGAAGCUCGAACCGAUCGUUCAUAAAAAAGCUCAAGACAGUUAAAAUCAUCGCUCUACUUGUCGGUACGUUCAUGGUGACUUGGUUGCCCUACUUUUGUUUGUCGAUAUAUGAGCUUCACACAGCUGACGAGAAAAAAACAAGCGGCUUGGCGCUGGCUUUGCAGGUAGCAGAAGCGUCAGCGUGCGGAACUGCCCUGUUCAACCCGUUACUUUAUGGACUGCUACGGAAAGACGUGCGCGAGGCGAUAUUGAAAGGACUCAAGUGUGAAAAUGUGCAUCAGACUGAACUCCAAAGUUUAUCUUACAGCCUUCGUGCGGAGCAAACACGGUAA